Acanthoscelides obtectus is the source of this 720-nucleotide messenger RNA. Lineage: Eukaryota; Metazoa; Arthropoda; Insecta; Coleoptera; Chrysomelidae. The record is from the annotation of a GenBank genome assembly.
AUGGAAUCAUCCGCGUCCGGUUCAGGAGAAUCGCAAACUCAAAAAAGAAGUGUUAUUUGGAUGCAUUUCACCAAUAUAUCGGAAGCUAAUGCAAAGUCUAAUCUUUGUAAAAAUAUUUAUUCGCAUAAAAAUGGAAACAUUAGCAAUUUAAGGAAGCAUUUGAAAACUAAACAUCCGACUCUUUCAUUGGAAGGAGAAAGGGCAAAACGGCGGGUGGAAGACGAAAAUAUGCCUAGGUGCAAAAGGAACUUAGUUUCAGCAUUUGACCUGGUGCAUGAACUUCUGCUGUUACCGAAGUUAGACCGCUACGGCAUUAGAAGACUCCCAGUUCAAUGGUUCCACGACUAUUUGACUGACAGGCAGCACUAUGCUCAGAUAAAUGACCGUCGGUCGAAUAGAUGUGGAACUGAAUUGGGAGUGCCUCAGAGGUCCGUACGGGGACCAUUGCUGUACAUCAUCUUUGUAAGGACUUCAGUAUCACAAAUCAAGUCAUCUGCGCAGACGAUUCAUCGAUUCUUAUCAAUACAAUUUGGCCACAUAAAUCUCAACUUUGAUAGCAGCUUCUUGGUUAUAUCUUUGAGAGAAUCAAUAGAACAUGUCAGCGCUAAAAAUGUUUGGGAAUACAGAUUGAGCGAUGCUUUAAAUGGAAGCGACACAUUAACCAAGUUUGCAAUAAAGUUGCUUCAACAUCUUAUUGUCUUAGUCAGCUGCGAUUUCUGA